AUGUCAUUACCAGCAUCGUUUCCCGACUCUUUACCAAUUUCCCAAGAGCGUCUAUCGCUUUUGAAUCGUUUUAAGAAUGAAAGAUUAGGGAAGCUCAGACCAAUAAGUGAAUUCUUUGAUAGAACAAGAAUUUCAAAACCAAAUGGCAUGGGAGACAUCACUCAACGUCUUUCCUAUAAUUUGACACAUUUCCAAUCAAAUUAUAUUAUUAUUAUGCUUGGUUUAUUGGUAUAUUGUCUUAAAUUAAAUCCUGAUGAACCAUUCGUUUUUCAAAAUCAAGUUAUCACUCAAAAACAACUAUAUGUUGGUUUAAUUGGUUUUUCUAUUCCUCUCUUAUUCAUAUCAUCUGCUGGAUCUGCCAUCUUUUGGAUUGUUGGUGCUUCUGCUACAUUGAUAUUGGGUCAUGCCGUAUUUCUUGAACCUGGUAUUGAAGGAGGUUUCUCGUCACCUGCAAACCAAGUUUAA
Messenger RNA from Entrophospora candida, 465 nucleotides. Lineage: Eukaryota; Fungi; Glomeromycota; Glomeromycetes; Entrophosporales; Entrophosporaceae. The record is from the annotation of a GenBank genome assembly.